UCGCUAGGCUGGGUGUGGUUUUCAAAACUCAGUUCCGUUAGCAGGAAAUCGACUCUAGGACCACCACCAACACGAACACCACAAAUUUAAGCGACAAACGCAGUUAAAAGUAAAACUUUGCGUUCCGGAUCUGGGAGAGAUUAGAGGAGAAGCUUUUCCAGGCGGGCGGUUACGGUAGUUCGCUUUUGCGCGUGGAGUUCAGCCGAUGGGAAAAAGUUUGUCUGUUUGUCACUGUAUCAGCUCAGUUUGUGACAUCCGUGAGAGAAGAGAUCAGUUACUGUCAAAAUGCCGAAAACGAUCAGUGUUCGUGUGACUACGAUGGAUGCAGAGUUGGAGUUUGCCAUCCAACCUAGCACUACAGGGAAACAGUUAUUUGACCAGGUUGUAAAAACCAUCGGUUUAAGGGAGGUGUGGUUUUUUGGACUGCAAUACCAGGACACCAAAGGCUUUUCCACCUGGCUUAAACUCAACAAGAAGGUUACAGCUCAGGACAUCCGCAAAGAGAGUCCUUUGCUGUUUAAAUUCCGGGCAAAGUUUUAUCCCGAAGACGUUUCCGAGGAGCUGAUUCAAGAGGCGACUCAAAGACUGUUUUUCCUUCAGGUGAAAGAGGGGAUCCUGAAUGAUGAUAUCUAUUGUCCCCCCGAGACCGCUGUGUUGCUGGCGUCGUACGCAGUGCAGGCCAAAUACACAGACUACAACAAAGAUGCUCACACACCUGGAUACCUGUCCAGUGAGAAACUGCUCCCACAGAGAGUUCUGGAGCAACACAAGCUGAAUAAGGAGCAAUGGGAGGAAAGAAUUCAGGUCUGGCACGAGGAGCACAAGGGCAUGUUGAGAGAGGACUCUAUGAUGGAGUAUCUGAAGAUAGCUCAGGAUCUGGAGAUGUACGGUGUGAAUUAUUUCAGUAUUAAGAAUAAAAAGGGAUCAGAGCUCUGGUUGGGAGUGGACGCCCUCGGACUCAACAUCUAUGAGCAGAAUGACAAAAUGACACCUAAAAUUGGUUUCCCCUGGAGUGAGAUCAGAAACAUUUCUUUCAAUGAUAAGAAAUUUGUCAUCAAACCCAUUGAUAAAAAAGCCCCGGACUUUGUGUUCUAUGCCCAGCGUUUACGCAUUAAUAAGAGGAUUCUGGCAUUGUGCAUGGGGAACCAUGAGCUUUAUAUGAGGCGCCGUAAACCUGACACCAUUGAGGUCCAGCAGAUGAAGGCACAGGCCAAGGAGGAGAAGAACAAUAAAAAGAUGGAAAGGGCCAUGCUGGAGGAUGAACGUAAGAAGAGAGAGCAGGCGGAAAAGGAGAAAGAGAAGAUUGAAAAAGAAAAGGAGGAGCUGAUGGGUAGACUCAGACAGAUUGAAGAACAGACGAGAAAAGCUCAGCAGGAACUGGAGGAGCAGACCCGCAGGGCAUUGGAGUUGGAUGAGGAGCGUAAACGCACUCAGGGGGAGGCGGAGCGUUUGGACCGAGAGCGUCGCCUAGCAGAGGAGGCCAAAGCAGCUCUGCUGCAGCAGUCUGAGAGCCAGCUGAAGAACCAGGAGCAUCUGGCAACUGAACUGGCUGAGUUAACGUCCAAGAUUUCUCUGCUUGAAGAUGCCAAAAAGAAGAAAGAGGAGGAAGCAAUGGAAUGGCAGCAGAAGGCCACCAUGGUGCAAGAGGACCUGGAGAAGACUAAAGAGGAGCUGAAGAAUAAAGUGAUGUCGGCCCAUGUUGCAGAGCCCGUUCACGGUGAAAACGAUAAUGAUGAGGGUGAUGAGAGCAGCGCCGAGGCCAGUGCUGAACUCACCUCUGAAGCGGCUUAUCAAGACAGGAGCGAGGAGGAACGCAUGACAGAAGCAGAGAAGAACGAACGAGUGCAGAAACACCUGCUGGCUCUUACUUCUGAGCUUGCUAAUGCUCGUGAUGAGACUAAGAAGACCCAGAAUGACAUCCUCCACGCAGAGAAUGUACGAGCAGGGCGUGACAAAUACAAGACGCUUCGUCAGAUCCGCUCUGGAAACACCAAACAGCGAAUCGAUGAGUUUGAGUGCAUGUAAUGUACCACAAUAGGCCAACAGGGGAAGCUACAGCAUGUCUUUCAUGUCAUACCUGCAGAGGAACUAAAGUACCCACAACGCACCACUCCAACAGCCUGACCAGGCAGAAAAAUAAAGCCAAAUAUAGAAUAAUGCUGCACAGUCCCUUUAAUUCAGGAGUAGUGUUUGGGUUACUGCAUUAUAAUAAAGGGAGAUUUAUUUUUUGCUUUGUGUUUUGACUGGGAUGUAGCUUCUUUAUUUGAAAACAUAUUAAAGGUUUGCUGAUGAGCUGAACUUAGGGGGAGCAGAACUGGGAUCAAUUUUAGUUUGAAUUAAAGCAUCAAAGCAUUCAAGUGUUUAGUGAUAAAUUACAUUUCAAAAACACUCCAGAGAGAUAUGGCAUAAACCGAGUGGACCAGUCGUAAGCCAAUGUGCCAAGACCGCAAAUCAAAUAAGUAUAGUUGUCAAAUCAUAACUGCACAGUGCCAUUGUGAUAAUAACUUGGCUAUGAGAAUUAGCUUUAACAUUCUGAGCCUUUUCUAAUAAGAAAACUACUACAUAUUUUAAAGCACACGCUUCAGCAUAUGGCUACCUGCCCCAUCAACCACUCUGCCAAACAAACGUGUGAGUGUGAGAUCCUGGUUGUCAAUUUCUUUAAUACUGUAGUUGCUCUCAGCUGCGGGUUUGUGGCUGCUCCCUGUUUGUGCCUUUCCACUGGAGGAAAGAAAGAAAAUAUCAAACUGUAUUUUUAGUUUACUUUUAAAUCCUAUUCAUAUUUGAAGCUUUUUCAAAAGAAGAGACCGUUUUGAUGUUUUUGAGGCAUUUGAAUCCUUUUUGCAGUAUUAUUUUGAAGAAUCCUUUAAUAGAAUGAUAGUUAAAAACAUCUUCUGGGAUUACAUUUCUCCCUUUAUUUUUUAACAGUAUUUACUCCGAUAGUGUACGCAAUUUUAAAAAGCCCUGCACUUGUAGGUAUUGCCUUGGUUGUUUUUGUAAUCUAAAUUAAUGUAGCAAUAUGCUGCAAUGAAGCAAUAUGACAUGACCCCAGCUGCUUUUGAAAAAUUUAUUUUUUAUUUGAAUUAUCAGAACUGUUUUGAUAUACAAGAACAUGGUCUCUUUUAAGCUUGUUCUUGUCAUAUAUAGCUUUCUUGUUACUUGAGCGACAUGACAUUAUUCCGAAUUCCAUGUUUACCGCUCUUAGGCCGCAGGUGGCUUUUUCCUCAGCUAAUCACAGAAAAGAUUGCUGCUUAUGUUUUCAUUGCAACUGUCAAUAAAAUAUUAAAAACAUGACCAA
Xyrauchen texanus (razorback sucker) is the source of this 3295-nucleotide messenger RNA. Its product is annotated as moesin-like. Gene Ontology annotation, molecular function: actin binding; cell adhesion molecule binding. The transcript has 14 exons. Bases 286 to 2025 code for a protein of 579 amino acids. Gene Ontology annotation, cellular component: apical part of cell; plasma membrane; adherens junction. The record is from RefSeq and is a predicted model, not a curated record. NCBI's taxonomy places the organism in Eukaryota, Metazoa, Chordata, Actinopteri, Cypriniformes, Catostomidae. Gene Ontology annotation, biological process: regulation of organelle assembly; positive regulation of protein localization to early endosome; regulation of cell shape.